CCCCCUCCGCCCUCCCGCCUCAACUCAGUGUGGCUUACAGUCAGUGCGGCGUGUCGACCAUCCGCCCGGCCCGGACAGCCAGCGUCUCUCGGCCCAAGCCGCCAGCAUGUCCUUCCUGGACCAGCCCUGGUGCCCCACCGGCGUCCAGGUGACGGUCCUCCAAGCCCGCGGCCUGAGGGCGAAGGGCAAAGGCGGCACCAACGAUGCCUACGCGCUCAUACAAGUGGGCAAGGACAAGUACCAGACCUCCGUGGUGGAGAAGAGCGUGGCGCCCGUCUGGAAGGAGGAGGCCGCCUUCGAGCUGCCUCAACACGGCGCCGGCGGCGACAAAGCCGCGCUGCACGUCCACGUCCUCCACCGGGCUCUGGUGGGUCCCGACAAGCUGCUGGGUCAGGCCGUCAUCAACCUGCUGCUUCUCAGCGAGGACAAGACCCGCCACAAGACCGAGUGGUUCAGGUUAUUGGACAAGACAGGCAAGGCGGACAAAGACCGAGGCGAGGUCCUGGUGGACAUCCAGUUCCUGAGGAACAACAUGACGGCCAGCAUGUUCGACCUCUCUGCCGCUGGCAAACCCCGAUCCCGCAUGGGCAAGCUGAAGGACAAAGUCCGGGGCAAGAAAAAGGAAUCGGAUCCGGCGGCGACGCCGUCCUUCACGCAGGUUCUGACCGACAGCGAGGAAGACGGGGCGGAGGACGGCGGCCAGGCAGCCGCGGGAAAAGAAGAGAAGAAGAAAAAACACAAGUUAAAGUCUUUGUUUUCUCACAAGUCCAAUCUGCAGAGGAACAUGUCGCAGUCCAUGUCGGUGCUGCCCGCCAAGAACUCCUCGCUGAGCGGCAGCUUGUCGUCUGGCCUUAAUAUCGACGCCUCGGAAGGCAAGAAGAAGUUCAAAUUCAUGAAGCACAAACGCUCAGGAAGCUCAGACAGCAAAGAUCCAUCCGGUCAGAAGCACUCCUCCGUAGAGAAAAGCAACCUGUGCAUCAACGGCAGCCAUGUUUACUGCGAGGAACCUCCGCCUCGCGCCGCUCGCAACGCCUCCAGCUUCAGUCUGGUCAGCUCUGGCCACGGGUCUAUGGAUGAUGUUCCGGAAAGCUCUCCACCGUUGGUCAAUUCGCUGCCUGCAAUAAGGCAGUACACCGCCUGGGAGGAGGAGGAGGAGGAGGAGGAGGAUGGGAACGCCAACGAGGAGAUGCUGACGAGGAAGAUGAUUGACAGGUUUGAUGAAGAGGAAGGAUGUGGAGAAGAAGGGGAAAGAUUAGAGGAGAUGAAGAAUGAAGAGAAGGCCAGAAAAGAGGAAGAGGAGAUGAGAAGAAAAGAAGAAGAAGAAGAGCAGGAAAGACUGGCAGAGGAAAGGAGGAGACGAAAAGAAGAGGAAGAGAAUCAAGAAAAGGCAAAGAAGGAGGAGCAAGAGAGGAGACGACAGGAGGAGCUGGAAAGAGCAGAAGAGAAGAGGAGACUGGAGGUAGAUGAGAGGAAAAUGAAGGAAAAAAAGGAGGAAGAGAGGAAGGAACAAGAAAAGUUGGAACAGUUAGCAGUGGAGAAGAGGAGACAGGAAGAAGAAGAAGAGAGGAGGAAUGAAGAAAAGGUGAAAAAGGAGGAAGACAUGAGAAGACAAGAAGAGCGGGAAAGACUAGCUGAAGAAGAGAGAAGAAAUGAAGAAAAGAUGAGAAAGGAGGAAGAGGCAAUGAUGAGAAGACAAGAAGAAGAAGAGCGGGAAAGACUAGCCGAAGAAAAGAGGAGAAAGGAAGAAGAAGAGAGAAGAAAUGAAGAAAAGGUGAAAAAGGAGGAAGAGGCAAUGAUGAGAAGACAAAAAGAAGAAGAGCGGGAAAGACUAGCCGAAGAAAAGAGACAGGAAGAAGAGAGAAGAAAUGAAGAAAAGGUGAGAAAGGAGGAAGAGGCAAUGAUGAGAAGACAAGAAGAGCAGCGGGAAAGACUAGCGGAGGAAAAGAGGAGAAAGGAAGAAGAAGAGAGGAGAAGAAAUGAAGAAAAAGUGAGGAAGGAGGAAGAGGCAAUGAUGAGAAGACAAGAAGAAGAGCGGGAAAGACUAGCUGAAGAAGAGAGAAAAAGAAAUGAAGAAAAGGUGAGAAAGGAGGAAGAGGCAAUGAUGAGAAGACAAGAAGAAGAGCGGGAAAGACUAGCUGAAGAAGAGAGAAGAAGAAAUGAAGAAAAGGUGAGAAAGGAGGAAGAGGAGAUGAAAAAACAAGAAGAGCGGGAAAGACAAGCAGAGGAAAAGAGGAGAAAAGCAGAAGAGAGGAGAAGAAAUGAAGAAAAGGUGAGAAAGGAGGAAGAGGCGAUGAGAAGACAAGAGGACGAGCGGGAAAGACUAGCAGAGGAAAAGAGAAGAAAUGAAGAAAGGGUGAUGGAGGAGGAGCAAGAGAGGAUUAGAAGACAAGAAAAAGAAGAGCUGCUAAGAGCAGAAGAGAAAAGAGUCGCGGAAGAAGAGUGGAAAAUGACUAAAGAAAAGGCCAAGAAGGAAGAAGAGAGGAUAAGACGAGAAAAAGAAGAGCAAGAAAGACAAGCAGAGGAAAAGAGAAGACAUGAAGAGAAAGUGAGAAAGAUGGAAGAGGAGAGGAUGAGAAGGGAAGAACUGGAACGACUAGCAGAAGAAAAGAGGAGGCUGGUGGAAGAAGAGGGAAAAAGGAAUGAAGAAAAGAUGAAAGAGGAGGCGGAAGAGCGAGUGAGGAAAGAAAAGGAGCUAGAACGGUUAGCCAUGGAGAAGAGGAGACUGGUGGAGGAAGAGGAGGAGAGGAUGAGACGACAAGAAGAGCAUGAAAGAUUAGCAUUAGAAGAAAAGCAGAAGAGGGAGGAAGAGGAGGAGAGGAUGAGAAGGCAGGAACAACUUCUAGAAGAGGAGAAGAAACUGGAGGAAAAAGAGAAGAUGCAACGACAAGAACAGGAGAGGAGAAAAAGGGAGGAAGACGAGGAGAGAAGAAGAAUGGAGGAAGAAGAACAGAAAAGAGAAGAGGAGCGCAUGAGGAAGGACCAAGAAGACAUGAUCAGGAGGAUGGAAGAACAAAAGAUGGAGGAGAAGAGGAGAGAACCUGCAGAGAGUCUGACACACUCUGCUUCUUCUUCCACCAAUCCUUUUGAUGAGGAGGAUCCUGACUCUACUUCCGGGUCAAAGGGCAGCACAGAGGCCGCCAUCUUGGACAGCUGUCAAGUGGGGAGCAGAGCCCUUUCUGUGGAUGAAAAGAAGCGACCGGCUCCUCUUCCUCCGAGUACGACUGCAGUGGUCAGACCUGACCCACGGCAUCCGAGGCUAAACGCCAAGCAAAAUAAAGACAAGGAGGUGAAGACCGCCAGUGUUCCACCUCAGAGCAGACGUCUCCCAGAUGCAAAACACACAAAGCGUGCAGCACCGUCAAUACCUCGGUCGGCGUCUUCGAAUCCAUUUGAAGACGAGGACGACGAUGACGACGCAGCAUCAUCCUCUCACGAUCACACUUCUGUGUCAUGGCCUCCACCUGUGUCCCCAUCUCCCGACGCGGCGCCUGAAACCAAAGGCAAAUCCUCCAAGGCACGCGCACCCGCACCUCCAUCUAAGACUCUCGCCGCCACACUAAAUAACGAGCCAAACCCUGACCACGCCCACACCGCGCCUCAGGACAGUCGGGCCGAGUCGCACCAGGAGAGUCCGCCGAAUGAAGCUGCAGGCCGGAAGGACGUGCCUCCUGUGGCGCUGCGCAGACUUCAUCCAGUCAAGCCCCUCGGUCCCCUGGAACAGCAUCCUCUCUCAGACAUCCCAAGAGAAACCGCUGACAACGCUGGGCUCCUCGGUCCAGUUCUAGAAAACACAGAGGUGAAAGAAAGCCAUGCCAAGGGACCGUAUUCCAUGCUGACCACGGAGGAACUCAUCUCCCUGGUGGUGAGACAGGAGAGCCAGCUGCAGGAGAAGAACGCAAGAAUCGCUCACCUGGAGCAGUACAUCGACAACCUGCUUGUUCGUGUCAUGGAGGAGAAACCCAGCAUUCUCAUGUCUCUGAAGAAGGUGGUCUAAUUCCUACACAGACACUCUACCUUUUUCCUCUAACUUAGUUGCAUUCCAGGUUUAAGCAGUGCUGAUGUAUAUUUACAUGUUUAACGACGCCAACAACGUUUAAAUCAACCGUCUGUCUUCAAUGUAAGAUUUGCCUUCCAGGUGUUUAAAACUAUGCAGUUGUUACACGCCUUCUUGCACUGAUUGUUCAAUGUUUACAUGAUGAUCUCCAGAAAAGAUAAAAAAAAGCACUUUACUUGGCUUGCUAUUUUUACACUGAAGUAUUAAACUAUGCAAAACUAAAA
Nerophis ophidion (straightnose pipefish) is the source of this 4278-nucleotide messenger RNA. It is a transcript of the gene rab11fip1b, whose product is annotated as RAB11 family interacting protein 1 (class I) b. Gene Ontology annotation, biological process: regulated exocytosis. Lineage: Eukaryota; Metazoa; Chordata; Actinopteri; Syngnathiformes; Syngnathidae. Gene Ontology annotation, molecular function: small GTPase binding. Gene Ontology annotation, cellular component: intracellular membrane-bounded organelle. Bases 107 to 3994 code for a protein of 1295 amino acids. The transcript is spliced from 6 exons. The record is from RefSeq and is a predicted model, not a curated record.